Messenger RNA from Olea europaea var. sylvestris, 3458 nucleotides. RefSeq lists its product as uncharacterized. The record is from RefSeq and is a predicted model, not a curated record. Gene Ontology annotation, cellular component: intracellular membrane-bounded organelle. The transcript has 4 exons. The coding region runs from base 441 to 3347 and encodes 968 amino acids. Gene Ontology annotation, molecular function: phosphatidylinositol phosphate binding. Lineage: Eukaryota; Viridiplantae; Streptophyta; Magnoliopsida; Lamiales; Oleaceae.
UUCUUCUUGACAAAAUAGCUCAAUUACAAAUCGCUUCUUUGUUUCUCCAGUUGCAUAUAUGAUAUAACCCAAAGUAAUGACGAAGGUACUCUCUUCCCCCAACUUAUUAUUUUCCUUAAUAUUCUACUUAUAAUCAAGUUCUCUUCAAUUUCAAUACAAAAAUAAAUUUUCUAUACCCUUCUAAAGAGUUUUUAGGAAAUUAAAACUGUUUAAUUUAAUAAAACCUGUAAUAAAUCAGCGUUCUUAUCUCCUAAAUUUUAUAUUUUAUUAAAAAGGAAUUUUGAGCAUUAAUUUUCUACCUUUUUUUGCCAAUAUUUUGCCGAAUUUUGUUCCAUUUUUCGGCAUAGAUUUUAUGAUUUUGAUUAUUCAGUUUUUGGGUGCAAAAAAACUGUACUGUAGAAUCAUUUUCCAUUUAUUUAAUUAGUUUUGAGCUUAAUGAGAUGAUAAAUGAAGACGGGACUGGAGAGAAAUUAUCCUCCGUCUUUAUCUCGCCUUGUGAUCCCCCACAAGAUCGAGGAUCGGACGGUGAGGAUGUGUUGUCGCAAUACUCGUCCUGUGACGGUGAAUCAGAAUUUGAGCAAUACUGUAGUGCCAACUCAGCAAUGGGAACACCUAGUUUCCGUGGUAGUUCGUUUCAAGAUUCUGAUUUUGGGUCAUUGAAAAGCUUCAAACUUGGGGAUGAAGUCAGUAGUUUCAAGAAUUUUGGCUCAAAAAGGGUAUUAUCUGGUUUUCAUGAAUCCGAGCGCGCGAGUGGUUCUAAUAGAGGAAAUGAAUUUUCUUCUGACGAGAAAAGUAAUGGGCUGUUGAAUUUGGGUGGAAGCAAUGAGGGCUUUGCAGCUAGUGAUGUUGAUCUGAUGAGUAAGCUUGAUUUAGAUGGUAACUGGGGAUAUGAGGGUGUAAAUGAGAUUUCGACUGCGAGAACUAGUGAGGGAAAUACUAGAAUUUUGGAUGAUUUUCGAGAUAUUGAAGGAGGUACAGAUUGUCAUAGGGAUGUCGAGGAGAGAAAUGACGAGGGUGAGGACAGGAAAAGCUUGGAUGAAGAUGAAGCUUUGUCAAGGUACGAGCAUUCAGAGGGUGAGGAUUCAAUGUUUGGUUACAGUGAUGACGAGAGGAAGCUUGAUAAAUAUUCUCGGAAGAAUGUGCAGUUUCGGGAUGAAGGACCUCCAAAAAAUGAAUAUCAGUUUGUCAUGAAUUCGGCGGUGGCUUUUGGUUCAGAUGAUUGGGAUGAUUUUGUGCAAGAAAGUGUGGAUCAUAAUCAUGCUUCAAUGGUUUGGCAUGAAUUUCAGGGUGGAAAGCAGGACAUCGACUCUUUGAAUUCCACUUCUGCUAACUUUGUUAGGCGCCCAACUGUUAUUUUGGCUGAGCAGCAUAAUGAGAAGAGAAGUAUUCCUGAAGUCCAUAAUCAAGUCCAAGUUGCUACUGGAUUAGCAGAGACGAACACAAAUAAUCCUUCCAGAGACUCAACCAGCCAUAUGAAACUCAAUGCACAAGAGCCUGUCGAUGAUGUGGAAGGAGUGCUUUCAAGCAAUCUAGACAGUGGUGUUGAUGAAGUCUCGGAAUAUCUUGAAUCCCUUCCUGUUCUUAAUAUAUUCGAAACAAACCUAGAUCCACUGACAAAUGAUGCCCCAGUAAUUGAUGGAUUGGAAAGCAGAGGAACUGAAUUAGAAAUGAAACAUCAAGACACAAAUACCGGAGAUGUCACAGGCAUUCAUGAUGGUACAGUUUCUAGAAAUUUGUGCUUAGAGAAAACAAGCUUAGAGUUAAAUCCUCCUUCAGAGUCUUUGGAUAAUCAACACCAUGUGAUUUCCGGGGAAUUUGAGGAAGUUAGGAAGGUUGAAUUCUUUGAAGAUAACAAUUCAGUUUCAUUGUCGCAAUUGGCUGAUAACAAUACGAGUGGAAUGAAGACAAAUUCUCCUUUCUCAUUCGAUCGCUACGAAGAUCAUUUUGCACCAGUUAAGACAAAAGCCUUUGAGUUGAAUGAUUUUUACGAUGAGGUUGUUAAUGAAAUGGAAGAAAUACUACUUGACUCAGGUGAGUCUCCUCAGUCCAGUUUCACCCAGGAUGCUAGAGAAUAUAAAUCCCAGUUACCUCGACCUUUAAGAGACGGUGGAUCAGCUGCAUCUACUUCGGGCACAGAUAAUGCUGAUCAUUUGUUUAAGCAGCCUCAAAGAAUUGAUGGAAUUCAGGUUGUAGGUGCAAGGCAAGAGAAAGGGGAUGUUUCACUGACUGAACGGCUUGUUGGCGUGAAAGAAUACACUGUUUAUAGAAUAAGAGUGUGGAGUGGAGAAGAUCACUGGGAGGUGGAGCGACGAUACCGUGAUUUCAAUGCUUUAUACCGUCAAUUGAAGAAACAAUUUACUGAUCAAGGCUGGAGAAUUCCGUCACCCUGGUCCUCUGUUGAGGGGGAAUCCAGAAAGAUAUUUGCUAAUUCUUCUCCCAGUGUCAUUGCAGAUCGAAGUAUUCUCAUCCAAGAAUGUUUACGCUCUAUUCUGAAACCUAAAUAUUCUUCCAGCUCCCUCAGUGCUUUGAUUUCUUUCCUGUCUCCAUCAGAAGUUGUUCCUGGUUCACCCGCAUCUGAUACAAGAGCACCUCAGUCCCCAUUAUCUAAUAGAGGUUCACACGUGGAAAAUGUUUCUACAUUGGGAAAGACCAUUUCACUAGUUGUUCAGAUCCAUCCUCCCAAAACGGUUAAACAGAUGCUUGAUGCACAGCACUAUACAUGUGCUGGCUGCCACAAAAAUUUUGACGAUGGAAGAACAAGGGUGCAAGAAUUUGUACACGCAUUAGGAUGGGGCAAACCUCGUCUUUGUGAAUACAGUGGCCAGUUAUUCUGCUCUUCAUGCCACAACAAUGAUGCUGCUGUCUUGCCAGCCAGAGUUCUGCAUCUUUGGGAUUUUACUCAGUACCCUGUUUCCCAGCUGGCUAAAUCAUACUUGGAUUCUAUUUAUGACCAGCCAAUGCUUUGUGUCAGUGCAGUUAAUCCUUUCUUAUUUUCAAAAGUUCCAGCAUUGCAGCAUGUUGCGAAUACCCGAAAAAGAGUAAGAGCUAUGCUUCCAUACGUUCGCUGCCCAUUUCGUGCUUCUAUCUUUAAAGGUCUCAGAUCUCGAAGAUAUCUUCUUGAAAGCAAUGACUUCUUUUCUCUUAAAGACCUCAUUGAUCUAUCCAAGGGGGUGUUUUCAGCAUUGCCUGUGAUGGUUGAAGCUGUCUCUAGAAAGAUCCAGGAACACAUCACAGAACAAUGCCUCGUGUGCUAUGAUGCUGGUACUCCCUGCAGUGCUCGACUUGCCUGUAACAAUCCAUCAUCACUCAUUUUUCCUUUUCAGGCAAGAUUCUACUACUACUUUUAAAACUCUAGCUCUUGUUAAAGUGCACGAGACAAGAAAUAGAUAUUCAUCAAAGCCAAAGAAUCUCAACUAAAAUCUACAUAAUUGUAAGUCUUGAAUACACUUAUGGCGUGC